Molecule: messenger RNA, 1332 nt
Organism: Fonsecaea multimorphosa CBS 102226
Lineage: Eukaryota; Fungi; Ascomycota; Eurotiomycetes; Chaetothyriales; Herpotrichiellaceae
Exons: 1
Coding region: 1-1332 (443 amino acids)
Biological process (GO): mitochondrion organization; lipid homeostasis
Cellular component (GO): mitochondrial inner membrane
Source: RefSeq, a predicted model, not a curated record
AUGGAGGCCAAUGGGUCAAUUUUCAUAAAGCUGGGCCAACACAUCUCGUCCAUGGGAUAUCUGCUUCCUACCGAGUAUACCGAGACCUUCAUCCCCUUGCAGGACAAAUGCCCCGUCUCAUCCUACGAAUCCAUUGAAGAGAUGUACCUCAGAGACACGGGCCAUCGAAUAGAAGACCACUUUGACGACUUCACGAGAGAGCCGAUUGGUGCAGCGUCAUUGGCGCAGGUGCACUUGGCCGUGAUGAAGGAUACAGGUCAGAGGGUGGCGGUCAAGGUGCAACAUCCCAGCCUCGAAGAGUGGGUGCCACUGGAUCUGGCCCUGACAAGAUUCACCUUCCGCACGUUGAAGAGAGCAUUCCCCGACUACGACUUGGAGUGGUUGAGUAAUGAGAUGGACUUCUCUCUGCCGCAAGAGCUAGAUUUCAGGCUGGAAGGGCAGAACGCAAUGUAUGCGAAGCAGUACUUCGAACGACAUACCCGGUUCCCACUCGUCAUACCGCUGGUGAUAUCGGCCAACAAAAGGAUUCUGGUCAUGGACUAUGUUAGGGGAGCCAGGGUGGAUGAUCUACCUUACUUCAAAGAGCACAACAUCUCGCGGGCCGAAGUGUCGGCGACGCUGGCACGGAUCUUCAACGUCAUGAUUUUUUCGAAAGGCGCCCCGUUGCAUUGUGAUCCACACGCAGGAAAUAUCGCCAUUCGUCACAAUCCCAAGCGAAGGUAUCCUUAUAAUUUCGACGUCAUCCUCUACGACCAUGGGCUCUAUCGGAUGCCAGAUGACAAGUUGAGGAGGGACUAUGCGAAGCUGUGGCUCGCGGUCAUCGAUGCAAAUGAAGAGAAAAUGCGGAAGUACGCCUACGAGGUCGCAGGGAUUGGUGAAAAAGAGUUUCCCUUGUUUGCCUCCGCCAUCACGGGCCGUGACUAUCGGGUGCUGACUCGCAAAGAGAUUACCACUUCAAUACGAAACGACGUUGAGAAGGAAGCGAUUGGCGAGGUGUUUGGCGAAGACCUCCUUGCGCAACUCGUGCAGCUGCUGGGCCAUGUGCCGCGCAUCAUCCUUCUCAUACUGAAGACGAACGAUCUCACGAGAAGUCUAGAUGAGGCGCUGGGAUCGACUCAGCCGAUGAGACCAAUGCUCAUUUUGGCCAAGUACGCGAGUUGGACUGUCUGGCAGGACGAAAAGGAUAUGAUUCGACGGAGGGGGAGUUUCUUCCGUCCGCAUAACUUUUGGAGGCUGUUACGGGCGUGGGUGAACUUCAUGAGGGUAGAAUUGAAGCUGUUUGGGUAUGAGCGGUAUUUAUCUAUACGGCGACACUUGGGUCUCGACGAGUGA